Molecule: messenger RNA, 135 nt
Organism: Funneliformis caledonium
Lineage: Eukaryota; Fungi; Glomeromycota; Glomeromycetes; Glomerales; Glomeraceae
Source: the annotation of a GenBank genome assembly
AUGGGAACAUUUACAGAAGAUCAAAGAAAGAGGCUUGUUGUUUGUAACGUUGGAUACCAUUUCGGAAUAUUUUUAACGCAUACUUAUGUCAAAAGUCAUAAUGAUAAAUCCGGAUAUAUUGGGUUAGCAUUCUAG